AGCUGUUCUCUGAUACAGGACCUUACCUGUUCCUCGGUCCAGCGCUGUACAGUCUUCUGCGCCAGCAUCUGCCCGCAGUCUCUUGGUCAUCCCCUGUACUGUCUGCAGUCUCUUGGUCAUCCCCUGUACUGUCUGCAGUCUCUUGGUCAUCCCCUGUACUGUUUGCAGUCCCUGGUCAUCCCCUGUACUGUGUCCGCAGUCUCUGGUCAUCCCCUGUACUGUGUCCACAGUCUCUGGUCAUCUCCUGUACUGUGUCCGCAGUCUCUGGUCAUCCCCUGUACUGUGUCCGCAGUCUCUGGUCAUCCCCUGUACUGUGUCCGCAGUCUCUGGUCAUCCCCUGUACUGUGUCCGCAGUCUCUGGUCAUCUCCUGUACUGUGUCCGCAGUCUCUGAUCAUCUCCUGCACUGUGUCCGCAGUCUCUGGUCAUCUCCUGCACUGUGUCCGCAGUCUCUGGUCAUCUCCUGCACUGUGUCCGCAGUCUCUGGUCAUCUCCUGCACUGUGUCCGCAGUCUCUGGUCAUCUCCUGCACUGUGUCCGCAGUCUCUGGUCAUCUCC
This is a messenger RNA of Staurois parvus, 555 nucleotides long. The record is from the annotation of a GenBank genome assembly. Lineage: Eukaryota; Metazoa; Chordata; Amphibia; Anura; Ranidae.